AUGGCGUCACCUUCACCUGAUGCUGUACUCCAUCUAGCUGCUUUACAUACGUUAUCACAAACUGGUUUCGCCUCCACUUCCAAAGCAGCUUCAUUGACACUUUCAACGGCAUUGGCGAAAUAUCUCAAAGUGGUAGCUAAUGCAUGUGUCGAAAGAGCAAGUCUGGCAGGAAGAGGAAAAGUAGCAGCUAUAGAUGUAGUUGAUGCGUUGGAUGAUUUAGGUGUUAGGAUAGGUGAAUUGAUUGAUUACGCAGGUGAUCAGACGAAUGAUUAUUUCGAUAAUAGAGAUGAUUUGGGUAAUUUACAAGAUUAUACCCUUGGUGGGUUGAAUGCCGAAAAUGGUAUAGCUCAUCUCAGAUUGGUGCCCGAGGAUGAACUUGAAUUCGCAUCUGAUCUCUCGAGAUCAGAUGAGUCCAUGGAUGAGGAUGUGGAUGUGGACGAAGGUAUGGAUGAGGACGAAGGACGGGAUGUGCAGGUCAAAGCUGAGCUCAAACAAGAACACGAAGAAGAGAUUGAAUGGAAACCAUAUAUUUAUCGACAUAAAUCACCUGAUUUGUCGUGGCUUCCACCUUUACCUUCUCAUUCUCAAUCUCAGACGACGACGACGAAGACGACGUUCCCUCAAAAUACACAAUCAACCUUAGCAUCUGAUGAAGUCAAUCAAAGUACUGAACCGACAAUAUCAGCUUUACCGACAACUUUUCAAUCUAUAGCUGAUCGAUAUAGGAAACCAAUUCCGUAUUCAUCCUCACAAUUAUCACAAUCACAUCCAUUCCAUAGUCCACCUCAACCAAUCCAUCAACCCAUCUUACCUACGCCACCCAGUUCUUUACCAAGUUUAAUUUCGACCUAUAGUCUAAUAGCUUCUGAUCCUUCGAUAGCUUUGCGUCAAAGUGAUAUAAGACGGCAAGCGACUGAAUUACUUCGUCAAUCCAUUUUAACCGUUGAUUCAUUUUCACCGAUAUCGACUUUAUCCUCUUCGGCCACGGGUACAUCAAUUCCACCAGUCAAAUCAAGUUCAAUAGUUCCCUCACACUCAGAUGUUUUACCUUUAAAACUACUUCCUGUCAAUCCCAAAUCAUCAAAUGGUUUAUUAUCAAAUCUAGUCAAUCAAAUCAAUUCUCCAAAUCUACCUUCUACGUUGAAAGAAAGAUUAACUUCUUUAAGACCACCCGUCGUUCAGAAUAGAUCGUCUCCUUCUUCUACAACGGAUCAACCUAUAUUCUAUAAUGAUCCAGUAAGAGGUCCAGAUGAACUAUCCCUGAAUAAAUUCAAAGGUAAACAACAGCACUCGAAUUCGAAUGAUGAAGAUCCAGAAAGCGGAUUGAAAGAAAUUUAUCUAUCACAAACUUGGGAUUCAGGUCCCAGAGGUAUGGAAAAAUGGUCAAAGCCAAAUUUACCAAAAGGUAAAAAAAUAAUCAUCUCAAAAGAAGGCGAAAAGAAACCUAGAAUGAAUCAAGAAGAUCUAAAGAAACGAGAAGAAGAAGAAAAGCGAUUGGAAGAAAAUCAAAGGCUUAAAUUGAGAUUACCAACUUUCAGUAAUAAUGGUAUUGCUACAUCUCCGAACACAAUUGAAUCAUCAUCAAUUCCUGGAUUAACAUCUCCCACUCCCAUCAUUAACGGAGGGCCCAAAAGUCCUGCAUCGAAUUCCGCUCCCGUCACCAAACCAGAUAGUGUAAAUGGUGUUACGGGAUCUCAUUCUCAACAGACACCAACACCAGGACCAGCACCAGGACCAGCACCAGCACCAGCACCAGGGUUGAAAAUCAAGUUCGGUGGUCAGAAAUUAUCUAUUUCACCUAGUCCACUGACUACACCAAUCAACGAAACACCACCUGUGAACACGAUUCGUAUCGGUUCACUCAACGGCAAUGAAGGCAUCAGAGUGAAAAGGGAAGCAGAUUGA
Kwoniella shivajii is the source of this 1905-nucleotide messenger RNA. RefSeq lists its product as uncharacterized. Lineage: Eukaryota; Fungi; Basidiomycota; Tremellomycetes; Tremellales; Cryptococcaceae. The coding region runs from base 1 to 1905 and encodes 634 amino acids. Gene Ontology annotation, molecular function: protein heterodimerization activity. The transcript is spliced from 2 exons. The record is from RefSeq and is a predicted model, not a curated record.